Messenger RNA from Drosophila guanche, 1023 nucleotides. RefSeq lists its product as uncharacterized. The transcript has 4 exons. Bases 103 to 981 code for a protein of 292 amino acids. Lineage: Eukaryota; Metazoa; Arthropoda; Insecta; Diptera; Drosophilidae. The record is from RefSeq and is a predicted model, not a curated record.
AGCUAUCGAGGUGUGCAGGCGAAUGGCAAGAUGUCGUCACAGCUUGUGAAUGGAUAAAUAUCAAAUUUUAAAUUGAAAACAAAAAAGGAUUGCUGCCUUUUCAUGUUCUCCAGCCAUCGCAAUUUGAAAAGAAAGACCCCCGACCAGGGUAUUGAUCGUAGGCAGUAUAUUGGACACCUGGUUGAUGAAUACUACACGACCACAAACGUUGAAGCACUAGAGCAGGUCACUGCGAAUUUGACCAAUUUUGCCUACGAUCCGAUCAACUGGCCGCAUCUGCAUGAAGCAGAGGCCUUCGAUGUGUUUAUAGCAUCGUUAAAAACACAAAAUCAGAAUCUCCAAUUGCAUGGCAUUGCGGCAAUCUGCAACAUCUGCUUAGAUAAAACUGCAGGCGAAUUGAUUAGGGAAGAGUUGGGCAUCAUCAGCGGUUUGUUUGUGCGCACAGACCAUCCGGAAAUAGUGCUCCAUAGUCUGGCACUGUUCUUCCAACUUCUGAACGCCAGUGUAGUCGACAAGGAGCUGCUUCUGACCCCAUCAGUGCUCAAGGGCGUACAAGAGUGGCGGCAAAAGUGCCACGACCAACGCAUUGUUAACAGCCGUGCACCAGUAGCCAAGCUGCAGCAGGUCCAAGUGGUUAAACGCUUCACCCAGCAGGAUCUGGAGCAGUUUGCCCAGUUUACGGGUGACCACAACUACAUACACACCUUGGAGCUGCCCGUUGAGGAGCGAAGAGUGCACGGAGCUCUGCUCAACGCCGUUGUGGCGGGCAUUCUCGGAACAACACUUCCUGGGCCUGGCACUGUGGUGUUGGAACAGAGCUUCAAAUUCCUGAAACCCUGUCGCAUAGAAACCGACACUGUGGUGACGGUGCGCCUUCUACAGUCACGUAAAAUCUCCACAGCUGAAUACGAUUGCCGGCAAAACGAUGAAAUUGUCUUUGCGGGCAAUGCCAAAUUGUUGACCCGCAACCGCACAGAUUAGGUUUUGAUUUUGAUUAUUAAAAAGGUUUUUAUGUGUACCUUA